Contarinia nasturtii (swede midge) is the source of this 1611-nucleotide messenger RNA. RefSeq names its product protein krueppel-like. The transcript is spliced from 2 exons. Gene Ontology annotation, cellular component: nucleus. The coding region runs from base 121 to 1557 and encodes 478 amino acids. The record is from RefSeq and is a predicted model, not a curated record. NCBI's taxonomy places the organism in Eukaryota, Metazoa, Arthropoda, Insecta, Diptera, Cecidomyiidae.
AAUUAAGGAACAUUGAGAAUAAUUAUGAAUUUGGUGAAAUAAACUUAGUGAAUACUAUUUUAUAAAAUUUGACGAAAUUAUUAAAAUCGAGUUCUGUUGGAAGACAAGAAAGCAAGCAUCAUGUCAAUGUCAGCGCUGAGCCUUUUACAAGAACAAAAUGCAAGAAAUGCCUCACUUGCAUUCCAAGCCAGUUUCUUAUCGAAUAUGAAGUAUGAUCAUGACGAAUUAAACAAAUCAUCACCGUUAUCACCAGCAUCAUUGGUUGGUGCAACAUUACCAAAUGCUGGUAUGCACGAAACAUCCAAUUUAUACUCAGGUCUUACAUCGAUCGGUAUGCUAACACCGCAAAUGUUUGCUGCCAACCAAACUGCAGCCGCAUUACUUUCAAAACUCUAUCCACAUCCAUCUUUUUUCUCAUGGCAAUUGCCCCCAAUGGCUGUUGCAUCGCCGCCAAUUUCGCCCAUUUCAUCUGCGCUCAGCAUAAAAAGUGUGAAAAACAACAAUAACAUCGUACCAACGACAACCAGCGAAGAGCUUACAAAUAACAAUUACAAAUUAAAUAUGCAAGAUGAUUUAAAAAGACAUAUUAGUCGGAGCUCAAUAAGUCCGCAAACAUCUGGUUCAUCACCACAGUCAAUUGGUUCGAUGAAGCAUCAAUCACUAUCAACAAUUCGUGCCACACCAAAUAAAGAGCCAACACGUGAUAAAUCGUUCACAUGCCAAACAUGUAACCGAUCAUUUGGCUACAAACAUGUACUCCAAAAUCAUGAACGCACUCACACCGGUGAAAAGCCAUACGCCUGUGAAAUUUGCAACAAACGUUUUACACGCGAUCAUCAUUUGAAAACACAUAUGCGUCUACAUACCGGUGAGAAGCCGUAUCAUUGCAAAUAUUGUGACAAACAAUUUGUGCAAGUGGCCAAUUUGCGACGUCAUUUACGUGUGCACACUGGUGAAAAACCAUACGUAUGUGAUCAAUGUAAUUGCAAAUAUUCCGAUUCGAAUCAACUCAAAGCCCACAUGAUAAUUCAUAAAGAUGAAAAACCAUAUCGUUGCGAAACAUGCAAUGCCAGCUUUCGACACAGUCAUCAUUUAGUAAAUCAUAAAUGUGCAAAUGCACCAUUGACACCGGCCACAUCGCCGGCCAUUUCAUUGGAAAAUAAUUCAAUAGCAUCCCGAUCAGAAACUAGUGAACGAUCAUCAGAUUUGAGCACAUCAAAUGCACCACUACUCAAACAUUUUAAAAUGGAACAACGUGCGGCCCAACAAACGAACCCGAGCCAUGAAAUGCCGCUUGAUUUAAGCGUUGAAUCAAAUUUAGAAAGUAGCGAAAAACGAAAUACACAUAAAUCGAAUGAUCCGCGUAACAUUUUACGCAUGCUUAAGGAAGAUGCCAUUAAAAUGACACCAAUAUCGGAACAAAUCGAACCAGAAGAUCUUAGCACGUAUUCGUCGCGUUCAGAAUCAACACUGUUUAACGAAGAAGAUCUUGAUGAUUUGGACGAUGCUGAAACUUUAAAUCGAAAGCAAAAUUUACAAAAAGCAACAAAUUGCUGAUUGAAUUCAGCCAAUCAACCAUUUGAUGGAUGAUUUGAUCUAAUAACAUACACA